Messenger RNA from Daldinia decipiens, 1483 nucleotides. RefSeq names its product DUF339-domain-containing protein. The coding region runs from base 272 to 1141 and encodes 289 amino acids. The transcript has 2 exons. Gene Ontology annotation, cellular component: mitochondrion. The record is from RefSeq and is a predicted model, not a curated record. Gene Ontology annotation, biological process: mitochondrial respiratory chain complex II assembly; protein-FAD linkage; mitochondrial electron transport, succinate to ubiquinone. Lineage: Eukaryota; Fungi; Ascomycota; Sordariomycetes; Xylariales; Hypoxylaceae.
CCGCGAAUUACAAAGCUUCAAUUAACAAAGCUCGAGCUUAAAGCUUUUAAGCUUCCAAAAACAAACUUACGUCAACGACUCAUAAAAAACAACUUCAUUUGCCACUAAUACAGCUGUAACAUUCAAAUUCCGAUUUUGAGUUGGAAUUUUAGUGUCCUGCGUUUUCGGAUCUUCUAACGUAAGUGGGAUGUGAAGGAAAGGAAACCGUUAAAAGUUAAAACGACAAUAUCAUAUAUCCAUUGGUAUAUAAGAAACAAGAUUCAAUCUCGCAAUGGCAUCAGCAGUAGCAGCAGUAGCCUUGCCGCGCGCUAUCCUGCGCUCGGCUCAAAGGCCCUCCGCUGCAGCUGUUCGGCUCUUCCUGCUCCGCCGUCCACUAAGCAGCACCCGUGCCGCGCGGGCCGAUGUCUUUGCACACAACCCGCCGCCUAUGGAGCCGCACAAGCAGCGCGGCCCGCAAGAUAUUGGAGUCGGUGAGCUCGAGGGCACUGAGUUCCGUGUUGAGCCAAUGCGCCGGGUCGGCGAGGAUGACGCUACUAUGCGCGCCCGGCUAGUCUACCAGAGCCGUAAGCGCGGAACACUCGAAUCAGACCUUCUACUCUCCACCUUUGCGGACGAGUACCUACCCACCAUGACCCGCGAGCAGAUGGAGCAGUACGACCGCUUCCUCGACGAAAACGACUGGGACAUAUACUACUGGGCGACGCAGGACUCCCCCUCCAACACCCCCUCUUCUUCCGAGGCGCCCCCCUCCAUAGCAACACAAGACACCAGCUCCGCGGACUACGCCGGCGGCGCCGAAGCCGCCAUCUCGGAAGCCACGCCUCUAGACACCAACUCUUCGACCACCACUUCUUCCAGCCCAGCAACUACCACCGCCACUACCCCGGAGCACUUAACCACGGGCGGCGCCCCGCUCUCAGGCGACUUGUCCCACAAGGAAUCCGCCGCCGCAUCGGCGGAGCCGUACCGCACGCAGGCCGAGACGGGUGAGUGGGCGCAGACGGUGGGGACUUUUAAGCCGGCGUAUCGGCCUGUACCCGCGCGAUGGCGCGACAGUGAAGUGUUACUAUUACUACGAGAGCACGUGAAGGCGCGGUCGAAGGAGAGGGGCGGCAUGGCGUUUAUGCCUUCGCUGCGAUGAAGGGGAAUUAGUAGGCUUUUGUUCACUUGAUGAAAAGGAAGAGAGGGGAAGGGUAUGAACACCUAUUCAGCAUGAUAGGCGGGGAGUACAGCUUUCCAAUUAUGGCAGCAGAAGCUCCAUGUGUUAAUGUAUUUAAUCGUGUUAAGAUGAUAGGGAGCAUGAGAUAAAACGGAACGUAUAAAAAUACCUACCUACCUAUGUAUGAUGGUGGGCAGUCAUGACAGUUAGUGUACGAUUAUAUGAGUUGGUGUUGAGGAAAACAUACAUAUAUGCAUAUACAUAUCCUAGAGAUGAAUGAGGCUGACUGAAGUCUCAAUAUAUAUAUACCUAACAUACCACUUA